This is a messenger RNA of Drosophila miranda, 669 nucleotides long. Its product is annotated as extensin-like. The transcript has a single exon. Bases 1 to 669 code for a protein of 222 amino acids. NCBI's taxonomy places the organism in Eukaryota, Metazoa, Arthropoda, Insecta, Diptera, Drosophilidae. The record is from RefSeq and is a predicted model, not a curated record.
AUGCGCACCAAGCUGGCUCUAUGCCUCUGCCUGGCGCUCUGCGGACCACUGGGCCUGGCUCAGGUCCAGGACGAGCCUGUCGUCGAAAAGGAGGAGCUGGAGAAAAGCGCAGAGCUGAGCAGCAUCGAGGAGAACUACGCCGAGCAUGACUCGUCCCUGUGGAGGAAGCUGUUCGGCACCGGCGACAUCGGCAGCAGUGGCAACUUGGUUAUCACCUUCCAAAGCAGCAGCACCACCACUACUAAAAAGCCGAAGACCUCGACAAAGAAGCCGCACGAUUCAUAUCCCCCCAAGUACCCUCCCUACUACCCUCCGUACUGUCCUCCGCACUAUCCACCAUCUCCUUAUCACGGGUACCAUCCUCAUCCCGGCUGGGAACAUGGCGGUCACGGGCCUAGCGGCCCUGGAGGACACGGGCCUGGUGGCCCUGGAGGCCCCGGCGGACACACAACAACAACAACUACAACAACUACAACGAAGAAGCCUGAUCAUCCUCACUAUCCGCAUUAUCCAUAUCCACCACCGCAAUACUAUCCUCCUUACCCGUACUACCCACCCCCACCACCACCUCCACCACGCCCACCUCCAAGCCAAGUCUCGGACGAGAGCACCGAAGCCCCUGCGAAGCUCUGCAAGAAGAUCAUUCCCUUCGGCAUACUGUGCUUCUAA